Messenger RNA from Aureobasidium pullulans EXF-150, 1248 nucleotides. RefSeq names its product NAD(P)-binding protein. Lineage: Eukaryota; Fungi; Ascomycota; Dothideomycetes; Dothideales; Saccotheciaceae. The transcript is spliced from 2 exons. The record is from RefSeq and is a predicted model, not a curated record. The coding region runs from base 199 to 987 and encodes 262 amino acids.
ACUUUGUCUUGGCAAAAAGGAAAGCUCGACCUCCGAACGAACUCGAUCGUCAUCACGAAUCGACCCCGGAUCGACCUUCUCAAUGCUCCCAAACUUUAAACGAGGAGUUCCAAGAUCCAAGGCAUUUCAAAUGUGAAUCUCCCGCGUGCCUCGAGAUGCUGGGAUGGCUUGUUACCUUCCUCCAACCUCCUCCUCGCCAUGCAACCUUGGGCUCUAAUCAGCCCGGCCUCCCGCGGCAUUGGUCUACACCUCGCUCGCCAUUUGCUCCAGAAUACGAAGCUGCCAAUCGUGACCACGGCACGAAAGGAUUUGGAUCAGGCCAAGGAAUCGAUCCUUGACGGCUUGCAUGAUGUCGACCAGAAGCGAUUGAAUGUCCUGAAGUUGGAUGUCCUUGACGAAAAUACGAUUCAAGAUGCAGCUUCCGCUUGCAGUGACCUGUUUCCAAAGAAGGAGAAUUACUUGCAUAUAUCAUAUGCUAUUCCCGGCAUCCUGUUCCCUGAAAAAUCACCUCAGCAGAUUGAUCAUGAUGAUGCGCUUCUGACCUUCCGGACCAACACGCUGGGUCCCAUGAUGAUGCUUAAGCACUUUAGUCCUUUCUUGCCGCGGAAGUCGACACAGCUUGCUGAGGAUCCAUCGCUGCCCAAGUCUGCUGUUUGGGCUACCAUGUCUGCUCGCGUGGGCAGUAUCACGGAUAAUCAGCUCGGUGGAUGGUAUUCGUACCGAGCUUCCAAAGCCGCCGUCAAUCAGGUCACAAAGACAUUUGAUAACCACUUGCGUACAGCAUCUGGCGACAAGGCCAUUGCUAUAAGCUUGCAUCCUGGCACAGUCAAGACAGAAUUCAGCAAGGAGUUCUGGAGCGGUGUCAAGGAAGGAAAGCUGUUUAGUCCAGAGUUCUCAGCCGAGAAGCUAUACGAGGUUGUUAUAGGCAGAACACUAGACGACAGAGGCAACUGCUACGACUGGAAGGGUGAGCAAGUUCCGCCCUAGACACUUUGUAUCUAUGUCAUGUACCAUUCACAUGCGCGUUAAAGAUCUCUAUUGUACAAACUGGGAUUUGAUUUCAUCUCUUGAUCAUGCUAAUCAUGCUAUGGUAUGGGUUGGGGGCAUUCUCAAAUCGUGUCGUGAUUGCGGCCAUUACUUGUUGAGCUCAGCAGCUCUCUUCUUGAGGUCGUCCUUGCUGGCAGGCUCGCCGAGACCCUCAGCCAUGACGGGGCCCUAUAGAGUAUGUCAGUCGUGAUUGAGAGACCA